Molecule: messenger RNA, 1837 nt
Organism: Oxyura jamaicensis (ruddy duck)
Lineage: Eukaryota; Metazoa; Chordata; Aves; Anseriformes; Anatidae
Gene: UBFD1
Product: ubiquitin family domain containing 1
Exons: 7
Coding region: 115-960 (281 amino acids)
Molecular function (GO): RNA binding; cadherin binding
Source: RefSeq, a predicted model, not a curated record
GGGGCGGGGAGGGGCGGGGCGGGUCCGGGCCGUGCUACGGGUGCCGGCGGGGCCCACAGCUCCCAGCGGCGGGCGCUUCCCGGCGCGCCCCGCGGCAGAUUGUACACAAUCAUCAUGGCCGCCGCCGCGCCAGGUGCCGAGGGCCCGGGCAUGGAGGCGGAGGCUGCGGGCUGCGGCGGGGAGGGCGGCUCUCCGGCCGCGGGGCGCUCCCCGCAGGGCGAGGGGCGCCGGCACCCCCCGGCCUCCGUCAGCAACGGCGGCGCCGCGGAGAGCGGCGAGGAGCUGGUGGAGCUGAAGGUGAUCUGGAACAAGAACAAGUACGACGUCAAGUUCCGCCUGGACGGCACCGGCGCCGACCUGAAGCAGGAGAUCCACUCGCUCACAGGCCUCCCGCCCGCCAUGCAGAAGGUGAUGUUCAAGGGGCUGCUGCCCGAGGAGAAGACGCUGCGGGAGAUCAAGGUGACGAACGGCGCCAAGAUCAUGGUGGUGGGCUCCACCAUCAACGACGUGCUGGCGGUGAACACGCCCAAGGAGGCCGCCCAGCAGGAGGUCAAGGCCGAAGAGAACAAGAAGGAGCCGCUCUGCAGGCAAAAGCAACACAGAAAAGUAUUGGAUAAAGGAAAACCCGAUGAUGUGAUGCCUUCUGUUAAAGGUGUCCAGGAGCGCCUGCCAACAGUGCCAUUAUCUGGCAUGUACAACAAAUCGGGGGGGAAAGUAAGACUGACCUUCAAACUUGAGCAAGACCAGCUAUGGAUUGGUACAAAAGAGAGAACAGAAAAGUUACCCAUGGGGUCCAUUAAAAAUGUGGUGAGUGAACCUAUUGAAGGACACGAAGAUUAUCACAUGAUGGCAUUUCAGCUGGGCCCAACAGAAGCAUCUUACUACUGGGUCUAUUGGGUACCAACUCAAUAUGUUGAUGCAAUCAAAGACACGGUGCUGGGAAAGUGGCAGUAUUUUUGAAAGCACGCUCACCUCUGGCACAGGAAAAUGACACAAAGCUAAGGACACUGCUGGGAGAGGCCUCCAACAUCCCUGGAUGUGAUAGUCCUGGAACUUUUAUUAAUAAAAUAUGAUAAACGAGGCAUUGAUGGAAGCCAGAGGUGAUGUUCUUUCACCAUUAGUUUACUUUUAACUUAAAUUUCACCAUCCCUUUUCUGCAGUCAGCUUCAACCAUAUUUAAAGCAAAUACAGUGGAAAUCAAUAAAUCUUAAUUCACAAAAUACCGUGUGUAAUACACUUAAAUCUGCUGAGAGUUGAUCUUCCAAUUUAGUUUUAAAAAGUAAAUAUUAUGAUGUAUUACUGAGGAUUUUUUACAUGGUUUGAACAAAAACAGAUAUUUUCAUAACCUUUCAGUUACAAGCAUUAAACUUAAUUUAGUUACUUGGUUGUGACUGAGGAUCUCAGAAACAGUUCUUAAAUAAUAAACUUUAAACAGUAUGCAAAGUCAAUGUUUAGUAAGCCAUAUUCUGCUGGCCCUUUUAUUUCAGGUUUGAAUCUUUGGUAGCAAAACUCUAAUUUUGUUUCCGUAAACCCAAAGAUGCCGUGCGCUCUCUCUCCCUCUCUCAGCUCUGGGUUGGUAACUCUGUGUGGCGUGUUUGGAGCAGGCGAAUACCACUGUGGGUAUUUUAUCAUCGCCGUGACCCAGUGCUGCUUACUGUCCCAUUUCGUGCCACUUUGGUGGUUUUCCUCUCACGUGCACACCUUCCUGCUCCUUUUUUUACCUCCUGCCUGGGGUGCUACGUUUUGGGAGCAUUCUCUCGAUUGUGCGUGUUGCAGUCCGGAGUCGUUUUGCAGCUGUGGGUGCGACACUCACCCGUCCAACUGGAAAAAGCAAACA